AGCUGUUCAGACCAGAAUUCAAUGUGGCGUUUAACCUAGCAAUUGCACGUGCGUUCACGUGCAUUUUAAUACCGGCUUGAAAUAUCUAUUUAUUUGUGAUUAUUUCUUUGCAUAAUAUUCUUUGCAUACAAUUAAUACUAAGCUAAAGUACUUUUAUUUCAAGGAUAUUAAAUACAGUAAUAGUUUUCAUUAAUUACCAUCAUUAAAAUUGUUAAUAUGGUUUGUGUACAAUUUAGAUGCUCUGGCUAAUUUUUUAUAUAAUUAUGCUGAUAUUUUUUUAUUGAUAUUAUUACAUUGUUAUAUGUAAACUAUAUUUGAAAGAAAGAUGAGUUUGUUUGUUAUGAACAGAUUUGAAGGUGAUAGCAAGGAGGAGGUUGAAAAUGAAACAAAUCAUCUUUCUGAAUUGCUGAAAAGGAUUGAAGAGUGUAAAAAACAAAGGGCUGCAGAAAAAAAUAAAUCUACAUUAGAGGUGGGUAAAAACAAUUUAAAAGAGCCUAAGAAAAAGAAAAAGAAACAUCUACAGGAUGCAAAGGAAAUUAGUGAUUCACACAUUAAAGACAAAGAUGAAACCAAUGAAGAAAUCAAUGAACAGACUACAGAAAUGGGUAAAGUAUCGACAAAAAAGAAAAAGAAGAGAAAAUAUAUUGAAACCCAAGAUCAUUCUACAACAGUAGAAGAAACUGAAGAAUUAGAAGAUUUAACAAAUAAAAAGAAGAAUGAUGACAAUGAAAAUAUUACACAGGAGAGAAUAUCUCAGCAAAACAAUUUUACAAUAUUAGGCGCAAAACCUCAAAAAAGGAAACAUGAGGUCAAAAGAGUAUUACCAGAUUUGGAUGAGUUUGAUUCAAUUUUGGACGCUAAACUGAUAGAAAUCUUAAAAGCUAAUGGCUUUGCUAAAUUAUUUCCAGUCCAAUCUAGUGUAAUAAAAUGGUUGCACAAGUGCAACAUAGAUAGAAAAUUGGGAUGGUGGGUGAGAGAUACUUGUGUAUCUGCUCCCACAGGCAGUGGCAAAACCCUGGCCUAUGUGUUGCCAAUUGUGCAGGAAUUGCAAACGCGAUUGGUAUCGAAAAUUCGCUGCCUUGUUGUUCUACCAGUGCAAGAACUGGCUGCACAGGUUCACAAAGUAAUGGUCACCUAUACAUCUCACACAAAUUUAAAAGUCGGUUUACUCUCGGGUGCAUUCUUGUUCGAACAAGAGCAGAGUAGUAUAAUUAAGAAAACCGCAGGAGGAAAGUACUUGUCCACAGUGGAUAUUGUAAUCGCCACUCCUGGGCGCUUAGUAGAUCACAUAUUAAAGACACCUGGAUUUUCCUUGGAUUCUCUGAGGUUUCUCGUUAUUGACGAGGCUGAUCGUGCAACGGAAUGGCUACAGUAUUUACCUGAGCCUCAUUCUCGAGCUCCUAUUUUGACACUUGAAAAUAUGCGUUCAAACAAGAUCGUACCAGCUCAGAAAUUAUUAUUUAGUGCGACUUUGUCGCAAGAUCCUGAGAAGUUGAGUCGGUUGGGUCUUUUCCAGCCAAUAUUAUUCACGAGCGUCGUAGUGACUGACAAAGACACCGACGUGAAUCUGGAUGAGAUCGCGGGCGACUUUGUCGGGCGUUACACGAGUCCAGGAGAACUAAUAGAACUUGCAGUGGAAUGCGCCGCAGAAUACAAACCAAUUGCCCUGUAUCAGCUGUUGACGAGACACGAUACCGUUUCCAAGACUCUCGUUUUCACGAAUUCCGGAAAUACCGCACAUAGACUGGCGCUUUUGAUGCAGUCAAUCUUGUCGGAACGGAAUGUCGCAGUCGGAGAAUUAUCCGCCCAGCUUGCAUCGAAGCAGCGCGAAAGUGUUCUUGGCAAAUUUGCAAGCGGAGAGACGCACGUAUUAAUAAGCUCUGAUGCACUAGCUAGAGGCAUAGACAUUCCGGAUGUACAAUUGGUGGUUUCUUACGACGUCCCGAAGCACAUCGAAGGGUAUAUACAUAGAGCUGGUAGAACCGGGCGGGCAGGAAAACCCGGCACCGCAGUGUCUGUGCUCACGACGAAUCAGGUCGGGAUAUUCAAGCAAAUGUUAAGUGGCGCGCAUAAGACUGUACCAGACAUCGAGCGAAUGCAGCUGGAUGCCACAGCAGGUGCAGUCAACUAUCAGAGUCAUGUUGAGAAAUUAAAGGAGAUUCUUGAGAAAGAGAAGAACGAGAGCUUGAAACGAACGAAAGCCACUAAGCGUGGACGUGUGGCUAAUGUGAGCGAGGCAAAAUGAAAAUGCAAUGUAAUUUUUUUAUCUGAAAAAGAAAAAAAUUUAAAUGUACACAAUAAACUUCUGUACAUGACACUCGCUUAA
Messenger RNA from Linepithema humile (Argentine ant), 2326 nucleotides. The record is from RefSeq and is a predicted model, not a curated record. NCBI's taxonomy places the organism in Eukaryota, Metazoa, Arthropoda, Insecta, Hymenoptera, Formicidae.